AUGCUAGAAGGUAAGUUCGAAGAAGCCAGCUUGUUCAAAAAAAUCAUCGACUCCUUUAAAGACUGUGUCCAGUUGGUCAACUUCAACUGUAACGAACACGGAAUCGCGGCCCAGGCCGUGGACGACUCGCGUGUGCUUCUGGUGUCGCUGUCCAUUGGCACAGAGUCGUUCCAGGAAUUCAGAUGCGACAGAGGCGUCACUCUGGGCGUGGACUUGUCGUCACUUUCCAAGAUCCUGCGGUGCGGGAACAACAACGACAACCUGACUUUGAUUGCCGAUGACACCCCAGACUCCGUUCUGCUGCUGUUUGAAGACACCAAGAAGGAUCGCAUCAGCGAGUACUCGCUGAAGCUUAUGGAUAUCGACGCUGAUUUCUUGGACAUCGAGGGCAUGCAGUACGACACAACCAUCACCAUGCCGUCGGCCGAAUUUGCCAAGGUCGUUCGCGAUCUGAACCAAUUGAGCGAUUCCCUCAACAUCUUGGUCACCAAGGACACCGUCAAAUUUGUCGCAGAAGGCGACAUCGGUUCCGGAUCCGUUAUUGUCAAGCCUCACACCGAUAUGGACAAGCCUCUCGAGAGCGUAAAAGUCGAGCUCGACAAGCCUGUGGACCUCACGUUCGGCUCUAAGUAUCUGCUGGACAUCAUCAAAGGUGCUGGUCUCGCCGAACAGAUCACCAUAAAGCUUUCGGCGGAGACGCCUGCUUUGUUUGAAUUUGGCCUGCAGAGCGGGUACUUGCAGUUCUUUCUAGCUCCGAAAUUCAACGAAGAAGAGUGA
This is a messenger RNA of Lachancea dasiensis, 777 nucleotides long. The record is from the annotation of a GenBank genome assembly. NCBI's taxonomy places the organism in Eukaryota, Fungi, Ascomycota, Saccharomycetes, Saccharomycetales, Saccharomycetaceae.